Molecule: messenger RNA, 1410 nt
Organism: Physella acuta
Lineage: Eukaryota; Metazoa; Mollusca; Gastropoda; Physidae
Product: carbohydrate sulfotransferase 1
Biological process (GO): N-acetylglucosamine metabolic process; sulfur compound metabolic process
Molecular function (GO): N-acetylglucosamine 6-O-sulfotransferase activity
Source: RefSeq, a predicted model, not a curated record
UAUGUGACGUGUGUAAGAAGCCAGGGGUAGGCAAGACGUGGACUCGAACCUCCCACCAUGCCGGAGUGGAGCUCGGCGUGCACGUUUUGGUGCCGGAAGUUGUGCGCAGACGUCCAUGUCAAGUUCCAGAAGAAGAAGAUCUUGACGUUCUCUGUGAUACUGGGGACUCUCCUGUUUGUUUCGGUCGGGACUUUGUGGUUUAACAACUCCAGUGGGCUGACCUACAAAAUUAUCUACAUAGAAAACACGUCAUCGCCGCACCCAAUGACGUCAUCCCCCACCCCCAGCGGGUCAACUGUGAGCGUGGGGCCACCCAAACUCCAAGUCUUGCUGAUGACCUACGGCCGGAGCGGCUCGUCCUUCACCUCUGCCCUCAUUAGCCACCACCCCGAUGUUUUCUUCACCUUUGAACCUUUGUAUGUCGUUAUGAGGCAGAUAGAGGCUGAACAGAGAAAGCCUUUCGUGGGAUGGCACCGACUACGUACAUUUGCUAAAAAUGACAAAGAGCUAGAAUCAAGGGCCAUAAUCAAUGCAUUCCUAAACUGUAAAUUUCAACUGGAAGAUAUCUAUGCUUUAGACAACGCCCAGCACAAGAACAGUGACGCCACUAAAGAUUUCUACGUGUGUUUACGUGCAAAAAAAGAUGGCGUCCUCCACCUUGCCUGUUUCCUCCACUUUUUAAAAACCUGCCAGAACCACAAGACAACUUUUGUAAAAACCAUCCGAUUCCGCGCCAAGUGGGCCGAGUGGUUCCUGGAGAACAGUCCAAAUUUUAAACUUCUGUUUUUGGUCCGAGACCCGCGGGCGACCCUGUACUCCCAGUCUCAAGUGUUCCGGGACUUUGACUGGAAAACUGAGGUCCACAACGUCUCUACUGGACACUGCAAGGUCCUGGAGGAAGACCUGAGCCAAGCAGAACGUCUGUCAGCGCUGUACCCAGGUCGGGUCAAGGCCAUUCGGUACGAGGAAGGCGCCAUGGACCCUUACAACUACACCCGGAGAAUCUACGAGUUCCUGGGCCUCGAUCUGAACGAGGCGGUCUUGGAUUACAUACGCAACAUCACAAACUCCACAGCGGAUGUUAAACAGACACAAAAGGCUUACAGCAUUGUGAAGAAUAACUCGACCCUGGCCAUGAACCGUUGGCGCUACGGGGCGGGGUUUGCCAGCGUUAAGGUCACGGAUAGAAACUGUGGGCACUUGUAUUCGAAACUUGGGUACAAGUUUGUUCGUUCUCAGAGGGAUCUGGAGUCGGAUAGGUCACUGGUGGAUAGACCGGAACCUGGAGGCUUGUUUGACUAGGUGUUCGUACUCUGAAGCAGGAUAACAUGAUCCUGGAGUGUUGUUCGAACUCCGAAGCAGGAUAACCUGAUCCUGUUGAUUGUUCGACUAAGUGUUCGUACUCCGAAG